AUGAACUACCAAAGCACCACUACGUUAAUAAAAAAUUUUAUUCUCUUAGCUUAUGCUGACAUUUUCAAUGAAAGGAAAUAUGAUAUGAUAGGGACUACAAAAAAUAGCAAUGAACUUGUUAUUCAUUCAUAUAGUUUCGAGAAAAAAGUUUACGAACAAGUUUUUAAAUAUGAAUUUAAAGAACCAAUAUAUUCUGUUACACCAGGAAAUUUUACUGGCAAUGGCAAGACAAGCCUAGUUAUAACGCGUGUUGAAGGAGACCAUUUUAUAAAUAGUUGGAUGGAAUUUCCUGAAGAUAAAAAUCCCAUAAAAAAUUAUAGGAUUGAGGAUCUUAAAUCUUCUGAUCAUCCACCGAUGGCUAUUACAGAUUAUAAUACGGCAAUGCCUGCUAUAGUUUUGGGGCAUAAAAAUAAAAUCACUUUUUAUACAUACGAUAUGACUAAUAAAAAGAUGGUGUCUGAUUCAACUUUUAAAUUAGAUGGCGAUUUGUGUAAAGAUCAUCCAUAUUCUUUUGUUGAUUUAGAUGGCGAUCUUAAAGCCGAAUUGGUUGUUGUAUUGGAAAAAGACAAUAAAAAGGUACUUCAUGUUUAUAAACAUGUUUUGGGUGCCUUUAAAAAGACCUUUUCUCUUAAUUUACCUGAUGGCGAAAUUGGACCAAUUUUAUUUGGUGACUUUACUCAUAAAGGCCUUAACAGUAUGGUUUUUAUUCACAAAACCAAUAAUAAUGAAUACUUCCUCAAUUUUUUUAUAAACAAUUUUUAUAGGAAUAAUCCUGAAUUUUAUAAAGAUAGUGCUUUCUCUGUGGAUGUAAAUACUCAAUUACCUGAAAUAUUUUCUUAUUCUAAAGACAAUUAUAUAAAAAUGCCAUUCAAUGAUAUUGCACCAGGUUGCACACCAAUUUUAAAGAUUGAUUUCUCGGACAAUGAGAGUGAACCAAAUAAAAGUAUACCUGGUGGCAUAUUUUGUACUGAUAUUAAUUUAGAUGGAUAUUUAGAGCUAUUUAUAGUUGCUAAAAAUAAUCAGAAUAAAGAUGUUAUUGUGCCAUUACGGCUUAAUGAUUCUUUGGAUCAAUUUAAAAUUUACAGUAAAGUAAAAAAUUUUUGCAAUCCUGAAAACGUAAAGUCAUUUUCAACUAUUGAUUAUGACAAUCGAGGCAAAGAGAAUAUUAUUAUUAACCGCAGAAGUGAAGGGGAUAUUAUAGUUGAAGAAUAUUACAAUAUACUUAACAAUAACAAUAUGAAGCUUAGUUUUACCACCACAUUAAAAAAUAGUAAGGAUCAUUCUUAUGGUAUGGGACUUCCAGGCACUGCUUAUUUACUUAUAGCUAAUAAUUCACAACAACUUUUCUACACUUGUAAUUUUGGUCCAGGUCCAUUUUUAAGCCUAACAUCUCAGACUACUUUAAUUGGGCUCGGUGAUUCGACUUAUAUGAUUGACAUGUUAAAAAUUGGCCUUCCUGCGGCGCUUAAUGAAUACAAAGGUCUUUAUAUAAUAUCUUCAAGCAUAAUACAAAACUUUGAUCUGAUUAUUUCUGCAGAAAAAAAUGGAAAGUACAAAGUAGAAGCUUUUUUCAAGAUUGUAACAUACUUUAUGAAGAUAGUAUAUGUACUAAUAACUGUCGGUGUGGCCAAUGCAAUUGCUUUAGUUGUUAUUUUAUACAAUCAGACGAAAAAAAUAAAUUUAGCCAGGACUAAAGAUAGCAUGCAUCCAUUGUUUAGAUCUCUUUAA
Molecule: messenger RNA, 1728 nt
Organism: Vairimorpha ceranae
Lineage: Eukaryota; Fungi; Microsporidia; Nosematidae
Product: ubiquitin-protein ligase
Exons: 1
Coding region: 1-1728 (575 amino acids)
Source: RefSeq, a predicted model, not a curated record